Messenger RNA from Vombatus ursinus (common wombat), 174 nucleotides. It is a transcript of the gene SMCO4, whose product is annotated as single-pass membrane protein with coiled-coil domains 4. The record is from RefSeq and is a predicted model, not a curated record. Lineage: Eukaryota; Metazoa; Chordata; Mammalia; Diprotodontia; Vombatidae.
AUGAGGCAGCUCAAAGGGAAACCCAAGAAGGAGACUUCAAAAGUUAAGAAGGAGUGGAAGCAAGCCAUGCAGGAAGUCAGGCAGCAGAUCACCACCGCUGUGCUGCCUAAGUUGGCCGUGGUGGUGGUCCUGAUCGGUGUCCACGUGGCCACACGCCCCACCAUCACUGAGUGA